CUAGCACUCUGGGAGGCAGAGGUAGACAGACCCCAGUGAGUUCAAGGCCAUCCUGGUCUACAGAGCAAGUCCCAGGACAGCUAGGACUGUUGACACAGAGAAACCCUGUCUUGAGAAACAGUCUUCUCCAGGAAGAGAGGUAGUGCUGGCGCUGAGCCCUGGAACUAAUGUCCUUUGUGAGGUGGCCCUGAGAAUUGGCACCAAGUUCCGUCCUGCUGGGGGAGGGGCAGGCAGAAGCCACAGUAGGGACUGUAUACAGGAGAUGGUUCUCGCCAUGCUGGGGGCUCUGUACCCCAGGGCUGGGCUCAGUCUCUUCCUUUUUUACCUCAUCCUGGCAGGCGCACUCCUUCGACCUCAGCCCCAGAGGUCUCAGCGAUCUGUCCCUGAGGAAUUUUCAGCCCCGCUGGAACUCCUGCAGCCGCUCUCAGACCUAGUGGAUGACUAUGGGAUCAGACCCAAGCACCCGUGGCCACGAGGGCCCCGACCCCUUCUCUCUCAUGCCCAGCAGCGCAAGCGGGACGGGCCCAACAUGGCUGACUAUUACUAUGACGUGAACCUGUGAUGGGAACCCGCAUAAAGCUAUUCUGGGCAGCGAAUGCUUGGCUUGCUAGCCUGUGUGUGACGAGAAGGCCCAGCAGGGGUCCAAGUAAAUACACCCACUGUGAUCCAGAC
Messenger RNA from Microtus oregoni (creeping vole), 672 nucleotides. It is a transcript of the gene Frey1, whose product is annotated as chromosome unknown C11orf94 homolog. The coding region runs from base 263 to 562 and encodes 99 amino acids. The record is from RefSeq and is a predicted model, not a curated record. The transcript has 3 exons. NCBI's taxonomy places the organism in Eukaryota, Metazoa, Chordata, Mammalia, Rodentia, Cricetidae.